This is a messenger RNA of Cylindrotheca closterium, 1971 nucleotides long. NCBI's taxonomy places the organism in Eukaryota, Bacillariophyta, Bacillariophyceae, Bacillariales, Bacillariaceae. The record is from the annotation of a GenBank genome assembly.
AUGUCACGGAAAAGGAGCCACGAGGACGUCUCGGAAGAUAUCUUUGUGUACUAUGAGAACACAGACCUAUCCUCCAUCCCGACAAAAGUUACCUCAUUACGGAUUCACAGCUCUGUCAAAACGAUUCCACCUUAUGCGUUCAGAGGACGAGGAAACUUGGUCAAUGUAGAAUAUCCAGAGGGAUUGCAAGUCAUUGGAGAGAGCGCUUUCUGUUCUUGCCAAAGUCUACGAGAACAACAGUUUCCAUCGACUCUUGUCGAGAUAGGUCCAGAGGCCUUCAAUGAUUGCUAUGAGCUCGAAGUCGUCGGAAGCUUUCCACUGAACCUGAAGCUCAUUGGGCAAUGUGCAUUCUUUCAAUGCACAAAUCUACGAAGCAUUGAAAUCCUAAGCGGCGCUUGUAACCUGCAAAAGAGCGUGUUUUCAGCUUGUUACAGGUUGACACAUGUUCGGCUGCCUCAAGGACUAGUCAUCAUACCGAAGUGCUUGUUUCACGGUUGCAAAUCGCUGGUUGACGUACAACUUCCUUCUUCGUUAAUCGAGAUUGGAGGUGCCGCCUUCAAACUUUGCAGACUUCUUGCAACGAUAGAACUUCCCAUUGGAUUGAAGAUUAUUGGAUCCGGUGCCUUCACCAUCACUGGAUUUAAAACCUUUCAUUUCCCUUCUACGGUGGAAACCAUCGGCGAAGGCGUCUUAUCUGAUUGCAAAGAGCUCGAAUCUGUCACCCUACCACCCAAGCUAGUAACAAUUCCAAACGAAAUUUUCAAAGGUUGCCGCAAAUUGAAGGAUGUCUGCCUUCCAAAAUCGGUUGCCCAUGUUGGAAAUUCGGCUUUUGAAAAUUCCGCCUUGACUAAUUUAGACUUUUCUCAAUGUAACUUGACCAGCAUUGGAGAUUGCGCUUUUGAAAGUUGCCGGCUGACUGAUUUGGACCUCUCGCAAUGCAAUUUGACCAGCAUUGGGAGGCGCGCCUUUGCUGGCUGUCGGCGACUCAAGAAGAUACUUCUUCCAAGAACAAGUCUAAAAACGAUUGAAGUUGGGACCUUUCAAGAGUGUAUUCUCUUGACGCAUCUUUGGAUUCCGCCAACCGUCGAAUGCAUUAAAACCGGUGCGUUUGGGAAAUGUUCCUCAUUGCUCUCCGUGGAACUACCCGAAAGCUUGAACCGGGUAGGGUUUGUUGGUCAAUAUCUAAGUAUAAGUGGAUACAACUCUCUGGUCAACUUUUGGCUUCCUACAUCACACGAAUUAGAGAAUGCUAGACGCCACUAUUUCAUGGAAAAUCUAAAGCUAGGAGAAGCUUCGAAUGGUUAUGAAGAUCUGGUCAGCAAGCUGAAACAACGAUUCGACUGCCUUCCACUUCACCGGGCUUGCUAUUUUCAGAGCUAUCAUACACUACAAGACAAUAUUGACAGCAUUCAGGGUAUAGUGAAGGCUGAUCCAGAUGCUUGCAGCAAAGUGGAUUUCGCUGGAAUGACUCCAUUCCAUGUCCUUGGGUUAUCCCAAAUGCCGUGCCCGCACAUGUUUCAAUUGCUUCUUUCGGUAGUACCCUCUGUGGAUGUAGUUAUACGAUCUCGAGAUGUCUUUGGAUACUCACCGCUGGACUACCUAUGCAAUAAGCAUUCAACAACAGCACUGAAUGUGGCGAAAUCAUUGCUUCGAAGCAUCUUCAAGCCCCGAGUAGCAUGCAUAGGAUUGGAUCGCUGGAGGGAAGAGCUUCAAACUGAUUUAGAAAUGAUCGAAGCUUCAGAUACUGCGUCCAUUGUUCCAAAUGUCGCUUCCUUCCGCCGGAAUCUGGCAGUGCACGAGCGGAUGGAGGUGCAGUCGUUGCUGGAAAUCGCUGUAUGGAGGAUGAAAGUAAAGGAACAAUCGAUGGGAUUACAUCAAGCUGGGGAUGGCGCUGCAAUUGCAUUGUGGAAUCAACCUAGUGCUGACCAAUGUGAUGCCUUUCAUGCGCACAAGAGAACCAUUGAAAUUUGA